Babesia microti strain RI is the source of this 1320-nucleotide messenger RNA. Its product is annotated as elongation factor EF-Tu. Gene Ontology annotation, molecular function: translation elongation factor activity; GTPase activity; GTP binding. NCBI's taxonomy places the organism in Eukaryota, Apicomplexa, Aconoidasida, Piroplasmida, Babesiidae. The transcript is spliced from 2 exons. Gene Ontology annotation, biological process: mitochondrial translational elongation. The record is from RefSeq and is a predicted model, not a curated record. Gene Ontology annotation, cellular component: mitochondrion. The coding region runs from base 1 to 1320 and encodes 439 amino acids.
AUGUGGAAUCACAUUUCAAUAUACUUAAACCGUAACUUUAAAUGGUUCAAUGCCCGCACAUCGUAUAAUUCUAAGUUUUUUGGCUUAUUUGAAAAGCACUCUGCCGCAAAAUGUGUUGCAAAUAUACGGUUUUAUUCAGUAGGUGUUUUUGAACGCACAAAACCACACAUAAAUAUUGGCACAAUUGGCCACGUUGAUCAUGGAAAAACGACCCUAACAGCUGCACUUACAAAGACUUGUAGCCAAGCUGGACGCGGUUCAUUCACUCCCUAUGAUCAAAUAGACAAGGCGCCUGAAGAACGAAGGCGUGGGAUUACCAUUUCAGCGACGCAUGUUGAAUAUGAAACUGAAAAUAGGCACUACGGGCAUGUUGACUGUCCUGGUCAUGCUGAUUAUGUUAAAAAUAUGAUUUCAGGGGCAGCUCAAAUGGAUGGCGCAAUAUUGGUUGUAUCGGCCACAGAUGGGCCAAUGCCACAGACACGUGAACAUCUGUUACUGGCUCGCCAGAUUGGAUUACCAAAAUUAGUGGUGUUUUUGAAUAAAUUGGACAUGGUUGAGGAUUUGGAGUUAUUAGAAUUGGUUGAACUUGAAGUGCGUGAACUGUUGACUGAACAGAAAUAUGAUGGUGAAAAUACUCCAAUAAUCAGAGGUUCAGCAUUGAAAGCAUUGCAAGGCGAUAUUGAGAUGAUGAAAUCAAUUGAACAACUAUUAAAGGCUUGCGACGCUUACUUAGAUACACCUGCUAGAAAAUCAGAUUUACCCUUAUUAAUAUCCAUUGAUGACGUGCUUAAUAUUCCUGGAAAGGGUGUAGUGGCAACUGGUAGAAUUGAGCAAGGGAAAGUCAAGCCUGGAGAUGCUGUAGAAGUCAUUGGAGGUUCAAUGAUUCCGAAAAAGACCGUCAUAGCUGGGAUUGAAAUGUAUCGUAAAACACUAUCGGAAGGUUUGGCUGGUGAUCAAGUUGGCAUAUUGCUUAAAAGCUUUAAAAAGAACGAGAUUUCCCGAGGCUAUGUAGUAUCAGCGCCAGGGAGCUAUAAAUGCCAUCAAACAUUUGAAGCAGAACUUUAUGUGCUUACUCAUGAAGAGGGGGGGAGAAAGAAUGGAUUUGCGUCUAACUAUAGGCCCCAAGCAUUCAUACGUACAGGGGAUGCCAAUUGUUCAGUUAUUUUACCGGAUAGUGUGGAAAUGGUAAUGCCAGGUGAUAGUGUCAAAUGUACGAUAGAACUGAUCAGGCCCAUGCCAUUACAUAAUGGUUUGCGAUUCGCUUUGAGGGAAGGUGGUAGAACAAUUGCUUCAGGCAUAGUAUCUAAUAUUACUAAAUGA